Molecule: messenger RNA, 4098 nt
Organism: Colius striatus (speckled mousebird)
Lineage: Eukaryota; Metazoa; Chordata; Aves; Coliiformes; Coliidae
Gene: DLG2
Product: discs large MAGUK scaffold protein 2
Exons: 31
Coding region: 661-3825 (1054 amino acids)
Biological process (GO): chemical synaptic transmission
Cellular component (GO): postsynaptic density membrane; neuromuscular junction; neuron projection
Molecular function (GO): kinase binding
Source: RefSeq, a predicted model, not a curated record
UUGGGCGUUCCCCCGCCGGCCCAGCACGGCGGCUCCCGAUUGGCCGGAGGGCGGCGGGCGGGGGUCCGCGCGCGGCCCGGUGCGCGUUGCUAGGGGCGGCGGAUGGCGGCGGCGGCCGCUCCAUGGAGACGCGGCUGAGCGCGGGCCCCGAGCGGCGGCGGGACGCGGGGACGCCCCCUGGCGGCGCGACGAGACUUCGACGGGGGCAGGCGCAGCGCUCGGGAUAAAGGGAGAGAGAGAGUCUCACAUUGAAGCCAACCAGCUGCGCUUCUGAGUGGAGAGCUCUGGACUGAUCUCAUGGCUUGCUUUUUAUUUCAUUAAUACUUCAUUAUCUCUGAAAAUGAACCUUUUGUGAAGCUCUUCUCCUAACUCUCCUUAUUCCUCUUUCACGAGGUGGCCGCUGUUCAAGGGAAGAAAUGGCAUGAAGUAAAAGACUCCAGUAUAAAGCAAUCUGCUUUGCCAAAGUGCCCACACCGGAAAUCCAGUACAAGGAAACAGCAACUAUUGAUAGAAAUGAAGAUUGAAACUGCAUUUCCUAACUGAACUGUAUCAGUGAUUUGCCAUAGAUAGCCAGUUCCUGACCUCUCCAAGCGUUCCAGUAGUACAUCGUUCAUACCUGUCAAUAAGCGCUUGCAGCCAGACUCAGGAGUAGGAAGAAGAAUGCCAGUCAAGAAGAAAGAUACUGACCGAGCUUUAGUGCUGCUGGAAGAAUACUGUAAAAAACUAAGGAAGCCAGAAGAACAGCAACUGAAAAAAGCCAUCAGAAAGGUCAUGGGCAUCUUUAAGAGCAGCUUGUUUCAGGCACUUCUGGAUAUUCAAGAGUUUUAUGAAGUGACACUGCUGAAUUCCCAGAAAAGCUACGAGCAAAAAAUAGAAGAAGCAAAUCAAGUUGCAGAGAAAUGGGUGAAGACAACACCUGCUACAGACCAUGAAAAUGCACAGAGAAAACAAGAGUCUGCAGCUGCCAAUGGAUCAGAAGGAUCUGGAUGCUGUGGUGAACAUAAUAAGGAGAACCAGACUUUGGAAAAUUAUGUCAUGGACAUGAAGGCAAAGCAGAGCCAUGGCAGAUGCCCAUCCCACAAAUGCUCAGUCGAAACACCUGCCUGGAUACCCAUUCAGCACUCUACCAAAGGCCAAGAGGAAGAAAAUCCUACAGGUAGAGGCCUUCAGCUGGGACCUUUCCCUGAAAUGGAAUGGACUAAUGCACAGAAAUACCGUUAUCAAGAUGAGGACGCUCCACAUGAUCAUACUUUGCCUCGAUUAACUCAUGAAGUAAGAGGCCCGGAGCUUGUUCACGUGUCAGAGAAGAACUUGUCUCAAAUAGAGAACGUCCAUGGAUAUGUCUUACAGUCGCACAUUUCUCCUUUGAAGGCAAGCCCUGCCCCUAUAAUUGUCAACACAGACACCUUGGACACAAUCCCUUAUGUCAAUGGAACAGAAAUUGAAUAUGAAUUUGAGGAAAUUACUUUGGAGAGGGGGAAUUCUGGCCUGGGGUUCAGUAUUGCUGGAGGAACAGAUAACCCGCACAUUGGGGAUGAUCCUGGGAUAUUCAUUACUAAGAUUAUACCAGGAGGAGCUGCAGCAGAGGAUGGAAGACUCAGGGUCAACGAUUGCAUCUUGCGAGUGAAUGAGGUCGACGUGUCAGAAGUCUCACACAGCAAAGCCGUGGAGGCCCUGAAAGAGGCCGGCUCCAUAGUACGAUUGUACGUUCGUCGAAGGAGACCUAUUCUGGAGACCGUAGUAGAGAUCAAGUUGUUCAAAGGACCUAAAGGUCUGGGAUUCAGUAUUGCAGGAGGGGUUGGAAACCAACACAUCCCUGGAGACAACAGCAUUUAUGUCACCAAGAUUAUUGAUGGAGGAGCUGCACAAAAAGAUGGGAGGUUGCAAGUUGGAGAUAGGCUUCUUAUGGUAAAUAAUUACAGUUUAGAAGAAGUGACCCAUGAAGAGGCAGUCGCCAUACUGAAGAACACAUCCGAUGUAGUGUACCUGAAAGUUGGAAAACCCACCACCAUUUACAUGACCGAUCCAUAUGGCCCACCAGAUAUUACCCACUCUUAUUCUCCACCAAUGGAAAAUCACAUACUCUCUUCUGGGAACAAUGGCACUUUAGAGUACAAGGCAUCCCUGGCCCCUAUCUCACCGGGAAGAUACUCACCUAUUCCAAAGCACAUGCUUGUGGAGGACGACUACACCAGGCCUCCUGAACCUGUUUACAGCACUGUGAACAAACUGUGUGAUAAGCCACCUUCUCCUAGGCACUAUUCCCCUGUCGAGUGUGACAAAAGCUUCCUUCUUACAGCUCCCUAUCCCCACUACCACGUAGGCCUGCUCCCUGACUCUGAGAUCACCAGUCAUUCCCAGCACAGCACUGCAACACGUCCACCCACAGUGAGCUUGCAGCGGACCAUUUCUGUGGAAGGAGAACCUCGAAAAAUCAUCCUGCACAAGGGCUCCACAGGACUUGGUUUUAACAUUGUGGGAGGAGAAGAUGGGGAAGGCAUUUUCGUGUCUUUCAUCCUAGCAGGCGGGCCUGCUGAUCUCAGCGGAGAGCUGCAGCGAGGAGAUCAAAUUCUGUCUGUGAAUGGUAUUGACCUUCGCGGUGCUACCCACGAGCAGGCCGCAGCUGCGCUAAAGGGAGCGGGGCAGACGGUAACAAUCAUAGCACAAUACCAGCCGGAGGAGUACGCUCGGUUUGAGGCAAAAAUCCAUGACCUGCGUGAGCAGAUGAUGAAUCACAGCAUGAGUUCUGGGUCCGGCUCCCUGAGGACUAAUCAGAAGAGGUCACUGUAUGUCAGAGCCAUGUUUGACUAUGACAAGAGCAAAGACAGUGGCCUCCCAAGUCAAGGACUCAGUUUUAAGUAUGGAGACAUCCUUCAUGUCAUCAAUGCCUCAGACGAUGAAUGGUGGCAAGCGAGGAGAGUCACUCUGGAGGGAGACAGUGAGGAGAUGGGAGUUAUACCCAGCAAGAGGAGAGUUGAAAGGAAGGAGCGUGCACGUUUGAAGACGGUGAAAUUCAAUGCAAAACCUGGUGUAAUUGAUGCAAAAGGGUCAUUCAAUGACAAGCGUAAAAAGAACUUCAUCUUUUCACGAAAAUUCCCAUUCUACAAGAGCAAGGAGCAGAGUGAGCAGGAAACAAGUGAUCCAGAACAACAUGUUUCUUCUAAUGCCAGCGAUAGUGAAAGUAGCUACAGAGGCCAAGAAGACUGCAUCUUUUCUUAUGAACCUGUCACCAGACAGGAAAUUAAUUACACCAGGCCAGUUAUUAUUCUGGGUCCUAUGAAAGAUCGGAUCAACGAUGAUUUGAUAUCUGAAUUCCCUGAUAAGUUUGGGUCGUGUGUACCACAUACCACACGGCCAAAACGUGACUAUGAAGUGGAUGGGAGAGAUUAUCAUUUUGUCAUUUCAAGAGAACAAAUGGAAAAAGAUAUCCAAGAGCACAAGUUUAUAGAAGCUGGGCAGUACAACGAUAAUUUAUAUGGAACUAGUGUCCAGUCUGUGAGAUUUGUGGCAGAAAGGGGCAAGCACUGUAUACUUGAUGUGUCAGGAAAUGCUAUCAAACGACUACAAGUUGCACAACUCUAUCCUAUUGCUAUCUUCAUUAAGCCUAAAUCAUGGGAACCUCUGAUGGAAAUGAAUAAACGUCUCACAGAGGAGCAAGCGAAGAAAACCUACGAUCGAGCAAUUAAAUUAGAACAAGAAUUUGGAGAAUAUUUUACAGCUAUUGUCCAAGGAGAUAGCUUAGAAGAUAUAUAUAAUCAAUGCAAACUUGUAAUUGAAGAACAAUCUGGGCCUUUCAUCUGGAUUCCUUCAAAGGAAAAAUUAUAAAUUAGCCACUGCACCUCUGAUUACGACGGGAGAAUAUUUAGAAGAAAACUAUAAUAUACUAUUUGGAGGCUUUCCUGUUUUUGUUGCAUUUAUGUUCUUUGCAGUCAAUGUGAAUUUUGAUGAAUGUACGACACAAAGUGUUUGAAGCCAUGAAGGACAUUGAUGGGUCAAAGGGUAGGAAUAAAAAGACUUCUACCAUAUAAAGCAAAUCUGUUGUGUGCUCAGAGCACUACAUGUAGGUAUAAACUUUGACAUGGAGACUCUCUGUCAAGG